This is a messenger RNA of Suncus etruscus (white-toothed pygmy shrew), 939 nucleotides long. RefSeq names its product LY6/PLAUR domain containing 4 (gene LYPD4). Gene Ontology annotation, cellular component: plasma membrane; plasma membrane raft. The record is from RefSeq and is a predicted model, not a curated record. The transcript is spliced from 6 exons. NCBI's taxonomy places the organism in Eukaryota, Metazoa, Chordata, Mammalia, Eulipotyphla, Soricidae. The coding region runs from base 1 to 939 and encodes 312 amino acids.
AUGGGACCCCAAUAUUCACAUCCUGUGCAGCUGCUCUGCCUCCUAGGGCUCAUCUCAACUGUACCUUGUAUGUCCUGUGGGUCUGAAUCUCUGGGAUUCCCAGAGGGGACCAAAAGGGGAGUAGUAGGUUUUAAAGGUUGCAGCCAAGUUCCAUCUUACCCCCAGAAAACCUCCUAUAUUGUGGCACAUCCUGGAAUUUCCAUUGUCUACUACAGCCGCGUCUGCCGCAUGUAUCUCUGCAACAGUCUUACCAACAUGGAUCCUUUUCUGAAUCUCAAGGCCCACAUUUCUCGGACUAUAACCUUUUCUUCCGAGGUUUGCCCAACAUGUGUGGGCAGGCACAGUUGGGAAUGCAUCCCAGAUUACGUCUCCUCUGAAUCUUGCCCCAAUGAUGCUACUAAAUGUUAUAGCUCCACCUUAAAAUUUCAGGCAGGUUCUCUGAAUUCUACCUUCCUUCUCAUGGGCUGUACCUAUACACAGAGCAAACUGUUAACACAUUUUCAGACUAUUGGGACUAUCGAAGUGUCAGAGGUCAUCAACAUCUUAAAGAGGUCCCAGGUUGUAGAUACUGCCCCCUCCAGUCGGGGGCCUGCCAGGGGCAACGUAGGCAACCUUAUAGGCCUCCUGUUUAUUUUUAGAAUUCUGGGGCAUAUUAUGGACCAGGAGAAGGACACGGUUCCCUUCAGCAGCAUCAGGUGGCACCGAUUCAACCUUGAUCUGGGCAGUAGUAGCCCCUUCUUCCCUAGUGUGCUGCCUCCCUUCCUCCCUGCCUGCACAUUUUACUCUACUCAGUGCCAGGCGAUCAUUGUAUCCCCUCUAGAGCCCUGUCCCUCAGGAGACCCCAGCCAGUCUCUGUUCUUCAUCCCCCACCUCCAGGAGCCCUUUACCUGUGAACAGGAGCUCCCACCAGGGAAUGGCCUCUCUGUGGUCAGGGACUGA